AUGCACCGGCUGCAGGCAAUUUCUUGCCUCGUCGUGCCACUAGGGGCAGUUACGAUUCAUGUGCCCUCUCGCGCCCGCCAGCGUUGGCGGCACAUGUGCCGUGAGGAGCAAGUCAAUGAGGGGCAAAUGCUGUCUGGUCUCAUCAGCGCGCGGCAGGAGCUCUUGGACGAAGUGGUCUCGGAGGUUGUGGACAAGGUGCCCAGCCGUCCAGACCCCUUGCAGCCGUCGGAGCGCGUGCCGGAAAGCUGCAGGUUCGAUGCUGCUGCUCUGGAUGGUGCGCUCGAGAUCUUCGGAUUUGCACGCAACGAGAUCGAGUGCCCGGAUGUGUUCAUGAAAGCUGUUGUAACCUACGCGCGACACCUCAUCGCCCAGCGACGUCUUCACGAGUAUGAUAUCAUGCACGAAGUCAUCCGCGCAGAGACCGGCUAUCGGAUUGCGAAGCUCGCUGGCCGAAGUCCAGACCUUGCGGGAUUUGCCGUUUUCAUGGAGGUACAGCAAGAACUUGCCGAAGCAUUGGCAGGCUGGUCCUUGUGGGAGUAUGAGUUCACGCACUGGCGUUAUCACAAACGGCAUGCGGGCGGUGACGAGUUCGACCAACUUUACAACGCCCACAGAACGCCAGAGUACCAGCACCUGGCAUGUCCGGCGGUGCCUUUGGCGUACCGCUUCUGGUCGAACUUCCCAACUUGCGCUCCAUCGCGUCUUCGAGACCUGGCACGUUUCACGGAUGCAUAUGUGUCCGGUAUGACCGUGGACAACUGGCGGGCAAGUUAUCGGGAUUUCCUCAGCGAGGACUACAACUACAACGUCUCGCACUUCGCUGGCGGUGACCCGACGUUUCGUCUGUCCAAGGGUGCUCACUCCCUCUUUGCGGGCGUUUUCAUCCAGAAGAUGCCCACAGACCUGUGGUGUUACCAGCAGGUCAUCCAUGAUCUUCGACCCAUGUACAUCAUCGACCUUGGCAGCUCCCAAGGAGGCAGCGCCGUAUGGUUCGCGUCCAUGCUGAAGCUCUUCGAUAUUCCGGGCAAGGUCAUUUCCGUCGACUUGGCCCUGGAGCAGGCCUAUUGGCUCACGAAGCAGCGAGCGGAGGCUGCUGUGCAGCGGCUUAAGCUCGAGUCUUUCGUGGAUUGGAACUACGUGACCGGUGGCUCCAAGAACAAAGAGGUCAGGGCAAAAGUCAAGCGGCUUUGCAAACAAGGUCCUUGCAUGGUGGUGUCAGACUCCGAUCACGACUACGAGCACACGUACCACGAAAUGGAGUGGUACGCAAAGCAUGUGAGCGUUGGUCAGUACUUGAUCGUCGAGGACACCAAUAUCUACGGCUGGACGGGCUGGGUGAACAUCAAUGAUCCCAACGAGGCGGAGCUCCGGAAAGGACCCAUGGAAGCCGCCAACGACUUCGAGCUAGCGCAAAGGGCAGACUUCGUCCGGACGGAUUGGUGCGCCAAGCAUUACGGUGGACUCUCUCAAACGCAGAACGGUUGGUUCUUCCGCAAAGCAAAACGCUCGCGCGGACUCUCCCCAUGA
Molecule: messenger RNA, 1527 nt
Organism: Symbiodinium sp. CCMP2456
Lineage: Eukaryota; Dinophyceae; Suessiales; Symbiodiniaceae
Source: the annotation of a GenBank genome assembly